GAGGUUCCCCCCGCGGUCAGGCUGCGGUUCCUCCGCUCUCCCGCCCGGGGGCGCUCUCUCUGACUCUCCCGCAGUCAGCGUCCUGCCGGCCGGCGGCUGCUCACUGCUUCCCCGGGGCUUGGGUCUGGGCCUCGCAGCUCCUGUCAGAUAUGGCAGCUAAGAAAGCCGGCUCCCGGCUGGAGGUGGAGAUUGAGCGCUGCCGCUCCGAGUGCCAGUGGGACCGGAUUCAUGAGCUCGUCAAGCAGCUGUCCGCCAAGCUCAUCUCCAACGAUGACAUGGCUGAGCUACUGUUGGGAGAAGCCAAGCUGGAGCAGUACAUGAAGGAUAACCCAUUUAAACAAGGAGCCAGUCCUCGUGGACCGCGGCCAAAACUGACUGAUAUCCGUAAACACCUGACAGCAGCUCUGGACAGAGGCAACCUGAAGUCAGACCUCAUGCAAGAAGCCAACUUGAUAAUGGCCAAGAUGAACUAUAUAGAAGGAGACUACAGUGACGCUCUCAGUAUUUAUGCUCGAGUGGGACUAGAUGAAAUGCAGCUGGUGGCUGCGCCUCUUUACAAGCUGCGCAUGAUCGCUGAAGCCUUCUCCACCAAAGGUCUCUGUCUAGAAAAGCUGCCAAGUUCAUCUUCCACCAACAGCCUUCACGUGGAUCGGGACCAGGAAAUCAUCACCUGCUAUGAGAAAGCUGGAGACAUUGCCCUGCUGUACCUGCAAGAGGUGGAGCGGGUGCAAACAGCAAAUAUCCAGAACCGAAGUCCUAAGCCGGGUCCGACGACACCAGACCAGGAGCUGAGCUUUUUCCUGGAGACUGGGCUUCAGAGAGCUCAUGUUCUCUACUUCAAGAACGGGAAUUUAACCCGUGGAGUGGGCAGAUUCCGAGAGAUCCUCAGAGCCGUAGAGACGAGAACCACCCAGAACCUGAGGAUGACGAUCGCCAGGCAGCUGGCUGAGAUUCUGCUACGAGGCAUGUGCGAGCAAAGUUACUGGAACCCACUAGAAAAGCCCCCCAGCAAGUCACCCUUAGAUGACCCUCUCCGUCAGGGGCUCAACACAAAGAGCUAUGCACUAAGCCGGAGACCUCGUGUGUACAUGGGGGAGAAUAUUUUCUGCCCCCAGGAGAAUACAGAAGAGGCUCUAUUACUGCUGCUGAUCAGUGAGUCCAUGGCUAACAGGGAUGCAGUGCUAAGUCGGAUCCCUGAGCACAAAAACGAUCGCAUUAUCAGUCUGCAGAGUGCCUCUGUGGUGUAUGACCUGCUGACCAUAGCGCUGGGGCGGAGAGGCCAGUAUGAGAUGCUCUCGGAGUGCUUGGAGAGAGCCAUGAAGUUUGCAUUUGAAGAGUUCCACCUCUGGUACCAGUUUGCGCUCUCCCUGAUGGCGGCAGGAAAGUCUGCCCGAGCUGUGAAAAUACUGAGAGAAUGUAUCCGCCUGAAGCCCGAGGACACCACCAUCCCGCUGCUCGCUGCCAAACUCUGCAUGGGCUCCCUGCACUGGAUGGACGAAGCUGAAAGAUUUGCCAAAAUCGUUGUUGACUGUGGAGACAAAAGUUCGGAAUUUAAAGCCAAAGGCUUCCUGGCCCUAGGACUGGCGUACAGCCUGCAGGCCUCCGAUGCGUCGCUGCGCGGGAUGCAGGAGGAUCUGCAGCGGAAAGCUCUGCUGGCCUUUCAGAGGGCACACAGCCUGUCACCCACGGACCACCUGGCAGCGUUUUACCUGGCACUGCAGCUGGCGAUAUCUAGACAGAUCCCGGAGGCUCUGGGUUACGUACGGCAGGCGCUCCAGCUCCAGGGUGAUGACUCCAACUCCCUCCACCUGCUGGCGCUGCUGCUCUCUGCUCAGAAACAUUACCACGAUGCCCUGAAUAUCAUUGACAUGGCGCUGAGCGAGUACCCCGAGAACUUCAUACUGUUAUUCUCUAAGGUGAAACUGGAAUCUCUGUGUCGGGGUCCUGAUGAGGCGCUGUUGACUUGCAAACACAUGCUGCAGAUCUGGAAGUCCUGUUACAACCUCACGAAUCCCAGUGACUCAGGACGUGGCAGCAGCUUAUUGGACAGAGCCAUCGCGGACAGGCGGCAGCUGAACACAAUCACCAUGCCAGACUUCAGUGACCCGGAGACAGCGUCUGAGUCCUCUUCCCUUUCAAGACCAGAAUCACCUCUCCACCUGUUUGUCUCCUCUCAUCUCCCUCAUUCACCUUCCAAACCUGACCCCGUAACAAGGGCCGGUGCAAACGCUGAGCUGUCCUCAGGGCCCGAACCUCCUCUGUGUUCCGUCCAUGCGACAUCCAUCGCAGCUUCUCGCGUAGAGCAGGCGUUGUCUGAGGUGGCUUCUUCUCUGCAGAGCAGUGCACCAAAGCAAGGCCCACUGCACCCCUGGAUGACACUGGCGCAGAUCUGGCUGCAUGCAGCGGAAGUGUACAUCGGGAUAAGUAAGCCGUCGGAAGCCACAGCGUGUAUCCAGGAGGCAGCGAACCUCUUCCCAAUGUCGCACAAUGUGUUAUACAUGAGAGGUCAGGUGUCCGAGCUGAGAGGAAACGUCGAUGAGGCCAAACGGUGGUAUGAAGAGGCUCUGUCUAUCAGUCCCACCCAUGUGAAGAGCAUGCAGAGGCUGAGUCUGAUUCUCCACCAGCAGGGACGCUACAGCCUGGCAGAGAAGAUCCUGAGAGAUGCCGUGCAGGUGAACUCCACAGCGCACGAAGUCUGGAACAGUCUUGGGGAGGUUCUACAAACCCAGGGAAACGAUGACGCGGCCACAGAGUGUUUUCUGACCGCCCUGGAGCUGGAGGCCAGCAGCCCCAUUGUCCCAUUCACCAUAAUCCCCAGGGUUCUGUGAUGGGGGAGUGAAAGUAGGGACCAGAGACAAACCACAGGGGGGGCAUGUGCGUGCCAAUAAGUCAUCGCAGCAGUUGCUCUGUAUAUCUUAAUGUAAUACAGUUAUAAUCCACCAGUCGCUGGCCGUAAGAAGAGACUGCGCUCCAUUGAAACUUAUAUUAUUACUUUGUCUAAAACUUGUAAGUGUGUGGGCGAGUGACCCGUGUUCUAGCCCAGCGGCUUCCCGCCCUGUAUAAUAGCAUUAAGUAGAAGACUGCUGACACAAGCAAUGCCCGGUUAUACCCUGUACAGCUAGCACAGCAUAUUCCUCUCACCCUGGAGCAUUGUGAUGUCAUAGAUAUGAUUUAUAUCCCACCUUGCUGGACAGGGAUGUAUCUGUAGUGAUGGCCAGGCACUGCUGUGUGUCAUCUGAAAGGCAAUGUGAUCAGUGGGUAAAUGGCCUGCGUGUUCCAUCAUACACGGCCCCAGUUGAUAGCAUGUCCAAUUUGGCCAUAUAGUCCUACUGUACCUCAAUGUAUGCAUGAGCCUCUUCUGUACAUUCAUGCUUUACACCCGAUCUGACACUAACCCAGCAAGUCGCUACUCACCAUUGAUGGUAGAACCAGCAGUACCCUGCAGUCCGUGGCUCGGCAAAUACCUACAAGGCAGCCACAGAUCAGUAGGCGGGUAGCACUUGUACGCAGUUUAGGUCAGUCAAGACAUGGUAAACCCUCGUGGCUGACAGUACAUGCGGUCAGUGCAGCCUUGGUUACAUGCGUCGUCUUAUACGUGCACCAACGUAAAUCUGGCAAGGGUUACUUUGCUGCGCUAUUAUCCAUUCCUGAAUGCCUUGCACCUGGCAGUCCACACACCAAGAGGUUGCCGAAGGCUGACAUUGUGCCUCAACAUGGUUUGUAGCACCUAUUAACCUGCAAUGUUGUAUCGCAGAGAUGCCUCCACUGUGUGUCGGAGCCUGGGGCACUAUAAGACAGGCCUGGCCAACCUGUGGCUCUCCAGCUGUUGUAAAACUACAAGUCCCAUCAUGCUUUGCCACAGUUUUGCUAUUAAGGAAUGUUAAAACCGUGGCAGGGCAUGCUGGGAUGUGUAGUUUCACAACAUCUGGAGAGCCACAGGUUGGCCAGGCCUGCUAUAAGAGAAGACCUGGGUCUGAGCAUGUAGGAAUAAAGUCCAGAAGAUAUAUUGUACCGACAUUUUCUCAUUCCCUUUGUUCCGCGUCAGGUGGGCAGAGAUUACAUAAAGCACCCUGGCUUCAUGUUUAGCUUCAUGUUAUCCUGGUCUGCGUUGUUGGAUGACAUUGCAUGGAGGCACCGCAUGAUGUCACGGACAGAUUUAUAUGCAGCCAAAUUCACCCUGUGCCAAAACAAUGAACCUGUCCUCCAACAGAGCAGGAUGAUGACAGGAUACGUUGUAUCAACCUGAUUGAUGGACCAGGAGGUAGAGGUGAGGAGGCUUUAGAGUCAGCCUGUAAAUGAUCCAACAACCAGCCCCCCCCCCCCCCAUCUUCAUAUCAUAUAAUCGCCAUCUGCCCGACAGGACGCUCCUCUCUCCAGCCCACAAUUGCAGAGAUCGUGUAUUUUUAUAAUGACGAAAGGGAUUUGGAAAUGUAACUCUCUCCUGACCCUUCUCAUUGUGUCAUGGUGCCACCUGGGAAGAACAGGGUUACUUAAGGAUGUUCCUAUAUGUGGGUGUACACAUACUUACAGUACCUGACACAAGAUAUAUAUAUUUUGCAAUGAAUGCCUGUUACAAGACCGUGUAGGAAUAUUGUUAUAUUUAAGUUCGUGAGUUUUUUUUUUGUUUUUUUUUAAUGUGAAUUCAGAGAUUAUUUAUCAAUGACAAUAUGUAAAAACACAAGCUAUGGUGGGACAUUCCUCAUGUGUUAUAUGAAUAUGUGCUAUUUACAUGCCGAUGUCAAUAAAACGAUUUUUAAAAGAA
Molecule: messenger RNA, 4762 nt
Organism: Pseudophryne corroboree (corroboree frog)
Lineage: Eukaryota; Metazoa; Chordata; Amphibia; Anura; Myobatrachidae
Gene: TTC7B
Product: tetratricopeptide repeat domain 7B
Exons: 21
Coding region: 150-2828 (892 amino acids)
Biological process (GO): protein localization to plasma membrane; phosphatidylinositol phosphate biosynthetic process
Cellular component (GO): plasma membrane
Molecular function (GO): protein binding
Source: RefSeq, a predicted model, not a curated record